This is a messenger RNA of Geodia barretti, 209 nucleotides long. The record is from the annotation of a GenBank genome assembly. NCBI's taxonomy places the organism in Eukaryota, Metazoa, Porifera, Demospongiae, Tetractinellida, Geodiidae.
GACCCUGAAAGCGACUCAACUCGGAACGCAACCUCUCGAUCGAUGAAAGACAGCCCUGAAUCCCAGCUCACGGAGUCGAUGCAGGUACCUGGUAAGGUGUCCAGUUGGAGGGCAUUUGCGGCCUGGGAGAUGGAGUACAUGAUCCGGGAGAGAUAGCGGCUCCAGAACCCAGGUGGCGUCGCUGCGGAGCCAAAGGUGAUGUAACGGGU